UUCACUUUGUUACGACAUUCUAUAACGGUAGAAAUGUCACCGGAAGCCGCCAUAUUUUUCACUUCAUUGUCAACUCAACACACUCGAUCAGAGCCAAGCGUCAAGUUAUUGAAAAAUUUGAAAUCUAAAAAAUUAAUUUCUUUAUAGAAAAUGGAUUCAAUAAUUUCGAAUGCUGACGAUGCCGAUCAAUAUCGCUACAUAUCCCAUGUCGAUUUCAUACGGAUACUGCGUGAUAAAUACAAAGAAGGUACCAAAAACACUUUUGAAAGCAUAAAGGCACAAGUUGAGCAGGAGUGCGAGAAGAAAAAACAAAAAGCGGAGAAAGCUACAGAGUUACUUAGUCAUUGUCGUCAAGCUUUAAGCCAAUUGGAUGAACAACACGAAAUGAUUGAGAAAACACUUAAACAACACACUAAAUUGGGCAAAAAGCUGAAUGAACAAAUACGUCAACAGAAGGAUAGCCUAACCAAUGACGAAACAGCAAUGCGACAACUGCUUCAUGAACUGAGGACACAUAACGCAUAACUAGUCUAGUUUACUAUAAUGUUUAUAUGAAAAAUUACUCAGAAUAUAUAAGAAUUCUGUAA
Messenger RNA from Zeugodacus cucurbitae (melon fly), 587 nucleotides. RefSeq lists its product as uncharacterized. Bases 151 to 525 code for a protein of 124 amino acids. The record is from RefSeq and is a predicted model, not a curated record. Lineage: Eukaryota; Metazoa; Arthropoda; Insecta; Diptera; Tephritidae. The transcript has 2 exons.